Messenger RNA from Halteromyces radiatus, 510 nucleotides. RefSeq lists its product as uncharacterized. The record is from RefSeq and is a predicted model, not a curated record. The transcript has a single exon. The coding region runs from base 1 to 510 and encodes 169 amino acids. NCBI's taxonomy places the organism in Eukaryota, Fungi, Mucoromycota, Mucoromycetes, Mucorales, Cunninghamellaceae.
AUGAUUCCAGCUGAUAUCGACACGAACUAUACAAUCAUUGUUCCUACAGAAGUAUCCAAAGAAGAAGCCAUCAAGCGUCGUCAGAUUUAUUUGAGACCAUUUCUUCUGUAUACGUUCAAUUCGUAUCUUGCCGAACUCCUCUUUUUGGUGGUGGCUAUUGUGUUCUUUAGUGGAUUAGAAGAGAUUUGGAAAAAGCUUGCAUGGACCAUGAUUCUUUGUCCUAUUGGUAUGGGUGGCACGAUGGGCAGUCUUACCAUCUUUUUUUUGACAGACAGAUAUUAUGGUCGUGAAGCUGUCAUUUUCUCUACCAUUCUUCAUUUCUUGGUCAUGGGCACUUGCAAUUUCUUAUGUUGGAAUCUUGAUCGUCAUUUGGGUCAAUGGUUUGGCUCUGCCUCGCAUCCCUUAUGGUUCCAUCUUCGCUAUCCUUUUAUCUUCUUACUAGGUAUUCCUGCUGCUCAAAAAUUAUUCACGGAUGAGGGUCAAAAAGAAUUGGCCAAAUGGGGUAUUUAA